This is a messenger RNA of Tripterygium wilfordii, 870 nucleotides long. Its product is annotated as probable polygalacturonase. Lineage: Eukaryota; Viridiplantae; Streptophyta; Magnoliopsida; Celastrales; Celastraceae. Gene Ontology annotation, biological process: carbohydrate metabolic process. The transcript has 6 exons. The record is from RefSeq and is a predicted model, not a curated record. Bases 1 to 870 code for a protein of 289 amino acids. Gene Ontology annotation, molecular function: polygalacturonase activity.
AUGGGCUUAGUAUCCACUGCUGGAACUCCGGCCUUGUAUUUCAUCUUGGAUCCUAAAGCAGAUGUGUAUAAGAGCCCAGGAGUAUUGGCAGAUAAAUUUGCUUUUGGAUAUGCGCCUUUAGUCGGACGGUCAGAUAUAAACAUAACAGCUCAUGCGCCACCCGAAUCUCCUUGCACCAGUGGGAUUGUUCCAGGAGAUCGCAAAUUCAACUGUCACGUCCAACAGUUUCAACAUUAUUUCGCCCAGUAUUCUUCGCAGUUUGUUUGCAUUGAGAACAGCGACAUUAGUACGGGUCAUGAUGCAGUUCGCUCAAGAGCGGAUGAGACGAGUAUGCGGGUUCGCCUUCAGUCCUCUUCAGGAUCUGGCGUGGCAUUAGGCAGUGAGAUGUCCGGAGGCAUUUCCCACAUACUUGUGGAGAACCUUCACCUAUACAAAUCCUUAAACGGAAUCGAACUCAAAACCAGCAGAGGAAGAGGUGGAUACAUAAAGGACAUUCUCAUAUCAGAUGUUGAAAUGGAUAACAUUGAGCUGGCAAUUCAGGUAACUGGACACUGCGAUUCCCAUCCGGACAACGAGUUCGAUCCAAAUGCAGUAGCAGUUGUUAAUGACAUUACAUUUGAGAAUAUGGUGGGAUCAAAUAUUUCUUUCGCUGGGAAUUUUAUUGGUCUUUAUGAGUCCCCUUUCACUUCCAUCUGUCUCUCAAAUAUCACCCUCUCCAUCACUGGCGAAUUUUCCGCCUCCUGGUUUUGUUCCAAAGUCGCCGGUUUCUCUCAGAAUGUGUCACCGGAACCAUGCCCCAAUCUCCAGGGUUCAAUUAUCAAUUCUUCCUUCUCACUCACAGACCAAAACAGUCUGUCUGAAUCUUUUUGA